GGGGCCUUUUGGGUAGCUGGCCGGGGUCUCCUGGCGACGACGAUGGCGGGGGACGUGGGCGGUCGCAGCUGCACGGACUCGGAGCUGCUGCUGCACCCGGAGCUGCUAUCUCAGGAAUUCCUUCUCCUCACUUUGGAGCAGAAGAACAUAGCUGUUGAAAAUGAUGUAAAAAUAAAUAAAGACAAUCUUACUGACCUUUAUGUCCAGCAUGCAAUACCGUUGCCUCAGAGGGAUUUGCCAAAGAAUAGAUGGGGCAAAAUGAUGGAAAAGAAAAGAGAACAAUAUGAGAUAAAAAAUGAGACUAAAAGGAGUAGCGCUGUAGAUGGAUUAAGGAAAAGACCCCUCAUUGUAUUUGAUGGAAAUUCUACAAGUACAAGCAUAAAAGUGAAAAAGACAGAGAAUGGAGAUAAUGAUCGACUCAAGCCUCCCCCUCAGGCAAGCUUUACCAGUAAUGCCUUUCAAAAAUUAUCACAUUCCUCUUCAAGUGUUUCACCCCUAAUUUUGUCUUCCAAUUUGCCUAUGAACAAUAAAACGGAACACAAUAAUAAUGACACUAAACAGAACCAUGACUUAAUGCAUAGGAAAAGUCCUUUGGGGUCUGUGAAGUCACCACCUUUGUCCCCUGUUGGAACUACUCCAGUGAAGUUAAAGCGAGCUGCUCCUAAAGAAGAAGCAGAGGCCAUGAAUAAUCUGAAGCCCCCAGAAGCAAAGAGAAAGAUACAACAUGUCACAUGGCCAUGAAGGAAAAUUUCCAAACAUGUAAAUAUAACUGUAACUGUAGCUUUUCAGACAAGUUCAUAUACAUAUAUUGACAGUAUUUACAGAGAUCCUGGUUAUUAUGGAAUUUUCUUAAGAGGUUUAAAAUAGGUUCAGAAAAAUAAAAGCUUUCUUUUCCUU
Nycticebus coucang (slow loris) is the source of this 897-nucleotide messenger RNA. It is a transcript of the gene TSLIG2, whose product is annotated as chromosome 4 C2orf49 homolog. The record is from RefSeq and is a predicted model, not a curated record. Gene Ontology annotation, cellular component: tRNA-splicing ligase complex. The coding region runs from base 43 to 741 and encodes 232 amino acids. The transcript has 4 exons. Gene Ontology annotation, biological process: embryonic morphogenesis. NCBI's taxonomy places the organism in Eukaryota, Metazoa, Chordata, Mammalia, Primates, Lorisidae.